GUAAUUGUUUUGCCUUGUUAUGUGAUAUUUGAACUGUUGCGAUAAUAUGGUUAAGCCGAAGAGUGAUGUUUGGAGGUACUACGAUCUUAAAGAUAAAGACAACUAUUUCUGUAAAUAUUGUAAAACCUCCUUUAAAAGAAAUGCUACCAGACAAUUCCAACAUUUGCUAAAAUGUGUCAAAAUACCUGAAAAUGUAGUACAAAUUCUUAAAAAAGGGAAAUUGCCUAUAAUAAAUGUUUCCAGUAGUAACAAUAACACCACGCCAAGUUCAACCGAGGUAUUAGAAGAUAGUGAUGCUGAUGAUACUGAUACUACCUCUCAGCAGGGGCAGGGAGAAUCUUUAGACUCAGAAAUUGCUUCACUAGUCAGGCCUGUGCCUUCAUCAGCUAGUUCUUCAUUUUCAAGUACUACUAAAGCAUCAAAGGGUACAAUUUCUUCGUAUUUUGAUAACAUGUCCUCUCAAGAAAACAAUAAGAUUGAUGAAAUACUCGCAAGGGCUAUUUAUGUCUCAGGAGCCCCCUUAGAUAUGACAACGAAAAAAGUAUGGUUAGAUGUAUUCAAAGCAAUGAGAUGCGCAUAUAAACCACCCUCUCGUUACCAGUUGUCAAAUCCACUCCUCGAAUCCGAGUACACUAGAGUAAAAGCUGCAGUUUCUUCAAAAAUUAGUGAAGCACCUAUCUUAAGCCUACAAAUGGAUGGAUGGUCAAAUUGCAGAAAUGACUCUAUAUCUAAUUUUGUUAUUAAUACACCUCUUCCGGUAUUUUACAAAUCAAUACACACCGAAAAUAACAGACAUUUAGCAACAUUUUUGGCCUCAGAAAUUGAAAAAGUGUUGAAAGAAUUAGGAGCUUCAAAUUUUCUAGCUAUUGUCACUGACAACGGAGCUAACAUAAAAAAGGCUCGUGAAAUAGUUAGCAGCAAGUACGAUUACAUUACUAAUUAUGGUUGUAUUUGCCACGGUCUAAACCUUCUGGUUGAAGACUUCUUGAAAUUAGACCAUUUUUCCAAUUUUAAAAAGAACAUAAUUUCAAUUGUAUCUGAGCUGAAAAAUUCGCAGAUUUUACAUGCAACGUUUGAAAAAAUCCAGUUGGACAAAACGGGGCGAUACAUCUUUUUAAAAUUGCCGGUGAAAACAAGAUUGUUGUCUAAAAAGCUUUUUGGACACUAAACAUUCAUUAAAAAGUUUAGCAGAUGAUGAUAGCCCAGACAUUUCUGAUGUUCUUUCAUCAAAUACAGUAAGACUUCUUCUUGAAAACGAAUUUUGGUUACAAAUAGAAGCAACUUAUGACUUGUUCCAGCCAAUCACAAAGUGGAUAACGAUUUUUGAAGCUAACGGGCCAACAAUCUCAAAAGUGUUUAUCUGCUUUUUUAAAAUAAGAUCUAUAUUAUGUGACAAAGUAUCAAAUUUAUCUAUUACUAUGUUGGAAUACCAGAAAAUGUGUUCAAUUCUUGAAAAACGACAAAAUAAAUGUUUAAAACCCGUUCAUCUUGCUGCUUACCUAUUAGAACCAAAUCAACGCGGCGACAAUUUAACUGAAGAUGAAAAUUUAAUUGCAACGGAGUUCAUCUAUGAAACUGCAAGGCGUCAUCCAAAGUAUUCUUCACAAGUAGAUCUUAUUAUGGAAGCACUCGCACUGUACAAAAUUAGAGGUAAUAAUUUUGCUAAGGAAUUCGUUAUUUCCAGCGAA
Onthophagus taurus is the source of this 1688-nucleotide messenger RNA. Lineage: Eukaryota; Metazoa; Arthropoda; Insecta; Coleoptera; Scarabaeidae. The record is from RefSeq and is a predicted model, not a curated record.